This is a messenger RNA of Cokeromyces recurvatus, 171 nucleotides long. RefSeq names its product SCA7 domain-containing protein. The annotation marks the transcript as partial. Lineage: Eukaryota; Fungi; Mucoromycota; Mucoromycetes; Mucorales; Mucoraceae. Gene Ontology annotation, cellular component: SAGA complex. The transcript has a single exon. The record is from RefSeq and is a predicted model, not a curated record.
AAAGCGCCAUUGGAUUUAAAUAUACAAUGUGGAGUAAUCACUUCAACUAAUCAUCUUCCUUGUAGAAGAUCAAUAACAUGUAAAAUACAUUCGAUGGGAGCAAAAAGAGCUGUAGAAGGAAGAAGUCAAUCUUUAAAUGAAUUAAUUUUAGUUUAUCACAAAAAGAAAUAA